This is a messenger RNA of Styela clava, 982 nucleotides long. RefSeq lists its product as uncharacterized. The record is from RefSeq and is a predicted model, not a curated record. Lineage: Eukaryota; Metazoa; Chordata; Ascidiacea; Stolidobranchia; Styelidae. Gene Ontology annotation, molecular function: protein binding.
GUACUUGGACAUGGUUCUAAGGAGUUGGUAUAAUUUACUAGGAAUAAAUUCCCUUUGUCGGUGGCUUAUGAGGCAAAACAAGAUUCAAGAGGGAAAAAAAAUAGGAAUUCAGUUGGUGCAUGUUCUCCAGUUGCAUACGUGUGGGCAGAAAAGUUAAGUUGAAUAGAAAAUGUCGACUUAAAAAAAGUUUAAUUCUAUAAAACAGCUCUCCAUCUGCUUUGUACAUUAACUUUGUGGAAGAAUUUAUGGUUACAUGACGAUUGCCAACCUAAAAAUCUAAGUUCACAAAAUCUUCAUAUCAUUCUAUUCAGGCUUCAUUUACUGUAUUGGAGGUUACAACGGUAAAUAUCUAUCAAAUACAAUAAAAUUCAAUCCGUCAGAUUCAACAUGGACGAAACUUCCUUUAAUGCCGACUGCAAGAAAUGGUGAGCAGCAGUUGAACUUGAUGGGAAGAUUUAUGUCAUGGGCGGACACUGCGGCAUUGAUUACUCGAAUAUUGUGGAAUGCUUCGAUACAGUUGCCGAAAAAUGGGCCACUGUUGCCAGAUUAAACAAUCCAAGGAGAUAUGUUAAAGCAUGUGUUAUUGAAGGAAAGAUAUUUGCUGUUGGAGGGCAUGUUUCCAAGAACACAAUAGAAGAAUAUGAUCCAGCUGUUAACUCCUGGAAAGUUGUUAAAACAAUGGAUGGGAAAGACAUUCAGAUAUUAGCUUCUAUCGCUUUGAAUGUUUCUUUAUAAACAAGGUCUAAAUAUCCCACGCCAAAGCUUUCCACCUGAAUCAUUUUAAAAUACGAUGAUUGACAAUCACUCUGAUGUUUGAAAACUUGAAAUUAAUUUACCCAUCCAACAUGUUAGGCCACCUGAUGAUAUAAAACAACGAAGAGCAUCUUACUCUCCCCCGUGAUAAAUACGAACAAUUUUAUUCUCCAGUUACCUCGUUUCGACAAGUAAUAUAAUGUAGAAUACCCGACAUCGUGAGCGAAGU